AUGGCCGAAAAGAUAUUUGAUGAACAAAACUUAGAUAAAGAGCUACUAUUUACUUUAGAAAGCAUAGAAAUUGAUAAUGAUGGAAAGCUAGAUUACAAAGAUCUCAAAUCUACUACGAUCGAGUUUUAUAAAAAAUUCGAUUUGCCACCUAUAUCAGAUAAAGAAUUUGACGAUGCAAUUACAAAAAUCGAUCCAUUUAAAACUAAAAAUAUUGAUUUAAAGAAAUACAAAGAAAUAAUUAGAAGGAAAAUCAUGCAUACUAUAGAAAAUUAA
Molecule: messenger RNA, 273 nt
Organism: Blepharisma stoltei
Lineage: Eukaryota; Ciliophora; Heterotrichea; Heterotrichida; Blepharismidae
Source: the annotation of a GenBank genome assembly